AUGCAUUUAAUGUAUACUAUUGGAAGUGAUGGUAAAAGAAUCUAUACCUUAAAGAAAACCACUGAAGAAGGUGAAAUCACCAAAUCUGCCCACCCAGCCAGAUUCUCUCCAGAUGAUAAAUACUCAAGACAAAGAGUUACCUUAAAGAAAAGAUUUGGUAUGUUACCAACUCAAACUGGUUCAAACUAA
Messenger RNA from Yamadazyma jaroonii, 189 nucleotides. The record is from the annotation of a GenBank genome assembly. Lineage: Eukaryota; Fungi; Ascomycota; Pichiomycetes; Serinales; Debaryomycetaceae.